This is a messenger RNA of Exophiala mesophila, 1083 nucleotides long. RefSeq lists its product as uncharacterized. Gene Ontology annotation, biological process: mitotic DNA replication checkpoint signaling; mitotic DNA damage checkpoint signaling; nuclear DNA replication. The transcript has a single exon. Gene Ontology annotation, cellular component: spliceosomal complex; nucleus. The record is from RefSeq and is a predicted model, not a curated record. NCBI's taxonomy places the organism in Eukaryota, Fungi, Ascomycota, Eurotiomycetes, Chaetothyriales, Herpotrichiellaceae. Gene Ontology annotation, molecular function: nucleic acid binding; zinc ion binding. Bases 100 to 1083 code for a protein of 327 amino acids.
CCGAGGCAAACAGAUUCUCAUAGACACGUACUACUGAUCACGUUGCAAUUCACCUCUCCUACGACUUCACAACCUCACUUUCCCCCCCCUCCAGUCCCCAUGACGGACGUCCGAGCCUUACUCGCGGCGGAGCGACAAUCACGAAGGAUCUCUCAUCCUCACUUACAGUACACCAAGUCUGGAAUUCUACUCUGUACCAUUUGUAAUUUGAACGUCAAGUCCGAAAAGCUAUGGGAUGGCCACCUGCGAAGUGCCAACCACCGAAAAAACGCACUUGCGUCACAAGAAGCGUCGAGCAACCCACUGAAACGAAAGAUAGAGGAUGUCGAUUCAGAAUCCCCUCAGGAUGAUGGCGGACACUCUCCUAGUGCAGCCACGGAUGCGAGGAAGAAAGCAAAGGCCAGAGGAGGUGAUGGUGUCGGGAACAAUGGAGAUAUACAGCAUGAAGAACGAGACGGCUCGGAGCCAUCACCAACCUCUAAUGAGUUAAACGAGGUGCUAGCAGAACAACCACUUCUGGCAGCGGCGGCGCCCAUACCCAAAUCUCCCGGCGAGAGCUCCGAACCACAUUCAUCGCCCAUUACCAACCGACCGAAACCAGCGACAGCGCCUGCUGCUGCUGCUGCUGCUUCAGUUGACGAGGACGAGUGGGCAGCGUUUGAACGCGAAGUUGCACCACUGACCACGGAACAGGCUGCACCACCAGUCAGCUACGAAGCAGCCACCAUAUCAGCAGCACCAGUCUCAGCUGCUCAACUAGCUGAGCAAGCCGACCAGGAAAAGCGAGGACAAUUGGAACUACAAUAUCAAGAUGACAAGGAGGAAGAGGAGCGACGGUUGGAAGAAGAAUUCCUUGUCAUGGAGGAAAUGGAAGAGCGCGUCCGCAAGUUAAAAGACAAGAGGGAGGCGUUGCGGACUGCAAUGCAAAAUCAUAACAGUGACGGUGUCGAUACGGGCCAGACAAUUUCGUUGAAUGCUGAGGACCCUGUAGACGGCGGGGGAAAAGUCACGGCGGGAUUUGAUGAUCAUCAUGACGACGACGACGAUGACGACGAUGACGAAGAAGAUGACUGGUAUCAGUAG